AUGGCAACACCAACGCAACUUACCCGGUACAACCCCACCCGUCCUGGUUGGCUGGUUUCUACAGGGAAAGCUCGAACUGAUCUGGUUCUCCAAUCACUCAAUUUAGCUUCCCUUGUUUCUCCUGGAUCGUUGGAAAAGAGAAUCAAUGACCCGAUUUUGAGUGACCCUGUCGCCGAUUUGAUUUCUUCUCUGUUUGUUAAAUUUCGUGCCUUGUUUGGUUUAAUGGAUUGUUGA
Dovyalis caffra is the source of this 234-nucleotide messenger RNA. The record is from the annotation of a GenBank genome assembly. NCBI's taxonomy places the organism in Eukaryota, Viridiplantae, Streptophyta, Magnoliopsida, Malpighiales, Salicaceae.